Cucurbita moschata (crookneck pumpkin) is the source of this 1898-nucleotide messenger RNA. RefSeq lists its product as uncharacterized. Gene Ontology annotation, cellular component: Golgi apparatus. Bases 360 to 1451 code for a protein of 363 amino acids. Gene Ontology annotation, biological process: carbohydrate metabolic process. The record is from RefSeq and is a predicted model, not a curated record. Lineage: Eukaryota; Viridiplantae; Streptophyta; Magnoliopsida; Cucurbitales; Cucurbitaceae. Gene Ontology annotation, molecular function: acetyltransferase activity. The transcript has a single exon.
AAGCCUAAAAUGUUAAAAACGCUACCGGCUUCCGGUGAGACCACCGGCCACCGAUGAACAUUCUUAACGAACCCCUCUUUGGAUCAGAACCGACGGUGCGUCAUUUUUCCCCUCCACAAAUUGACAGGUUUCUUGUUUUUCAAGCCGAAAACCUUCCCCACCAACCUCUCUCAGUCUCUCGACCUAUUUUAUGGAUCUCCCUUACAAAGAAAUCAAAGAUUCUUAAUGAACACAACAAACCCAGAAAUACCCACAUCCAAAACCUCCAUUCUGUCUCGAAAGCACCCUCUGAAAUCGGAUCAUUUGCUUCUGUCGAGGGCUGUUUUGUAGGUGGAGAAGUUGAAAAUUGAGGGUUUAUUAUGUUUGGCGGUGUUCAAUUGGGUAUUUUAGCUGCGUUUGUUGUGUUAUUUGUGCCGAUGGGAAUGGCCGGAUGGCAUUUAAGCCGUAAUAAGAUGCUGUUCUUCAGCGGAGCCCUUUUCAUUACUCUCGCAAUCGGUGUUCAUCUCACGCCUUACAUUCCCUCGGUUUCUGAUUUCGUUACCACUGUUUCUUCUGUCGUCGUUUUCGAUAGCCGAGUCUCGUGUGUUUCUCAGUUACAUGAAAUCGUCUGGGAGGUCAAGCAGAGCGAUGGCUUUAACCCGUUGAGUAAUAACUCUGUUAAUUAUGAGAAAUCGUGGAAAUGGGGGAGAUCUUCUCCUGUUGUUGCCUGUGAUUUUCAGAAAUUGGCUCCGAUGGAUGCUUCCGAUUUGCUUAAUGGAUCAUGGGUCGUCGUCGCCGGUGAUUCACAGGCGAGAUUGAUGGCUUUAUCACUGCUGGAUUUGACGAUGGAUUCUCAAAGAAUGGAAGCCAUUAGAGGCGAUCUGUUCAAGCGGCAUAGUAAUUACCAAAUUCUGGUUAGUGAAACUGGGAUGAAACUGGAUUUCAUUUGGGCUCCUUAUGCUUCUAAUUUGACUGAUUUAAUGGUGGAAUUCAAGCAAAAUCGAAGCUACCCUGAUGUUAUAAUCAUGGGGUCAGGGCUAUGGCAUAUGCUUCACUUUACUAAUGCAUCAGAGUUUGGGUUUUCUUUAGAAUCACUUAGAAAUUCUGUUGUUUCACUGAUUCCAUUGACUCCAGAAGUGGGUUCUGGGGCUUUGACGGGCUCUGUAUCCAUUAGAGCCCCACAUUUGUUCUGGAUUGGAAUGCCAACGUUGAUUAACUCGAUGUUGAACAGUGAGGAGAAGAGGAAGAAGAUGAGUGAUACAAUGAGGGUGGCUUAUGAUGAAGCUCUCCGCAGAAGCAAGCUUCUGCGGUCGUCUGGUGGGCCUCUAUUGUUGAUUGAUAUUGAAACUUUGAGUUGGAAUUGUGGGGUUCGAUGUAGUGUUGAUGGGAUGCAUUAUGAUGGUGUUGUAUAUGAAGCUGCUAUUCAUGUAAUGCUCAAUGCUUUGCUUAUUGAAUCUCAUCAGAAGCUGUGAAGGAAGGAGGUUGAGGCAGACUCCAUUGAUGAUGCUUGUAGAAGAGCUCGUUUUUUCAGGAUUCUCUAACACUAAGUUCAUAAGAUGAGAGGUGAAUUCUAUCCUUUUUUUUUUUUGGCUUUCUUGGUAUUCUGAGUUGGAGUCCCAUUAUUCUUUGAUCUUUUCCUCUUCCCUCUGGUUAAGGUAAUAACUCAUAGAAUCUCAGUUCAUGAAUCACAGGCUGCAACCUUUAUAUUGUAUAGCUUUGGAAUUGGAUCAUCAUUCAUAAAUUCUUUAGGAAUGUUUGAUUGAUAAGUCUAUAGGCUGCCAAAGUCAGGAUGGUUUUGAUUCAAUCCACCAUUUUCUUUGGGGGUUUCUAUUAGUUAGAGAAUUGUAUAUAUCUGGACAUGACGUGACAUUUUUUUUUCCUUCAAUCAAUAAACUACCCUUGUUUAUAUAGAUUUCAUA